AUGGGAAGGUUGCAAUGGAGAGUUGGUCGCAAAUUUGUGGCCCUGUUUUCAUGUUUCGCAAACCUGUUCAGAUCAGUGCCGAAUUUUCUUUAUUUCUGGCAUCCAGUACGCAACGUGGAACAACUGCAAAAACAUGCCCGAGCAGAUGAAAAGGAUUCUCCAGAUGUGGUUAGGUGGACAGAAGAACCAGAAUUGGGUGUUCUUGAAGUUGAACAAAAAUUUUAUUGCACAGGUGCCUUUCUGCAAAGGUUGGGGCAACUGGCAUAUGUUCAAUGCCAAAAUCGUUUCACAGAUGUGUAUUUUGACGCCAUCGAUUUGUCGCUCACGAAGAAAGACAUGUGGUUGAGGAGUCGUGAUGGAAAUUUGGAACUCAAAGUUCCUCACCACAUUCAGGAGACUUCAGUCAACUUGUACAUGGAAAUUUCCAACCACAACGAGAUUGCAGCAUUGUUGAAGAGCACUGAGAUACAUGUGCCAUUUGACCAAGAGAUCUCUUCCGCGCACCUGGCAAAGGCUGGGGUUCAACCGUUUGCGGAGAUAGAAACCUGCAGGAGCAGGCACAAAAUCCAAAUCGAUGCCGACACGCCUGAUAUUCCCUGUUCAAGUUUCGCUGUUUUUGUCGACAUUGACCAAGUCAAUUUUUUGGAAGAAUCUGUUCAGAAGUCGGAGAAUGACUAUGUCAUUGGAGAGGUGGAACUUGAUUCAGAAUCCGUGAAGACGCUGUCAACCACUCAAAAAGUUCAAUUGCUUCGAUAUGCCUUGAAUACCUUGGGUAUCACAGCGACCUCGCCGCCAUCUGGGCUGUGGAGUCCGAUCUCGGAAUCCGCAGCAACUCCGCAGUUGAAUGCAGAGGCAGCAGAGCUGAUGUUCUGCUGCAUUAUCACAAACCUGGUCUUCAUCACAGCGGUUGAUGGGUACAAGGUGUUGGCGCCAGAUGCACCACAGGUGGAGGUUUUGGUGAAUGGCAGCCGUCCAGAAGAACUUUUUGCGUCGGAGAUCCGUUUGGGACCUUUGGUGCAGAACGAGAGCAAGUUAGAUUCCUUUGGCUAUGCAAAGCAUCCAAAGGACACGUUAGAUUGGCAAGACCUUCGGAGCAUCAUCAAGGGACGAAAGUGCUCCAACGAGAAGGCGGAUGAACAAUGCGGAGAGUUGGUUUGCCGAAAGGGGCUGUGCAGCUACUGCACACAAGACUCCGAGUGCCCUUCGCUGCAUCAAUGCAUGAUUAGUUCGAAUGGUGGGCAAACCUGCCGUGCGAUGCAACGCAAGGCAUGGGAGUCAGCAUGGAAUGAUCGUAGCGAGAAAUUUUGCACGUUCCUCAUUCUGGUGUCCUCUGCUUUAGCUGCUGCAUCAGGAACUGGUGGCGGAAGUAUCUUUGUGCCUGUCCUGAUUUCCUUUUCUUACUUGCAGGAAUCCGCAGUCGUUGCAUUGUCUCAGUUCAUGAUUCUUGUCGGAUCAAUGGUCAACCUCUCUGUAUUCGUUUCCAGAAGGCAUCCAGACUUCCCUGAACUGCCUGUCAUCGAUUAUGAUUGCAUCGUGGUGCUCAUUCCGAUGCUUUGCUUAGGAGUUACCUUAGGGGUGUUGGUGAAUCGAUCGGCGCCUUCUUGGUUACUUUUGGCGCUCCUUUGUUCCACAUUGUGCCUGGCGCUUUGGCGCACUGGCACCAAGGGCUUGAAGCAGCUGAAGAAGGAACAGGAACAGCUUUGUGUGCGCCUGGAAGAAGAGGUUCCGGAAUCUGCCCCGGAGGUAGUUGUGAGCUACGCAGACGUCCUAGGGGAAUUAAUGGAAGCCAAGUCUGAGCAAAUUGCUGGCAUUGCCAUGGUGUGGUUGCUGAUGCUGGCAGCGAGUCUGCAUGGUCUUCCAUACUGUUCUGCCAAGUACGGAGCUUUUGUGGUUUGCUUGGCGGCUUUGCUCAGCACCUUUGCACUGGUCAUGACAUGGCGCUUCCAAGCUACGUCGUACCUGAAUCCCAUCGAUUGGUUGAAAGGGGGUGAGGAUCGUCACCCAAUGACCUUCCCAAUGGUGGCUUUUGGUACUGGAUUCCUGGGUGCCAUGUUAGGCCUUGGAGGCGGCAUUCUCUUGAGCCCGGUGUUGAUUGAGGUUGGCAUGCACAGCGAAGCAGUACAGGCGACUGUAGCCAGCUUCGUGUUUUUGUCCAGCUCUCUGGCAACAAUCCAGUACUUCAUGAUGGAUCAGAUCGUUUGGCACUAUGCCUUGUGGUAUGGGAUGGUGGCCGUGGGAGCGACCUUCCUGGGGCAGACGGCUUGCGAGAUAUUUAUCCGGAAGCGACGGCGUUAUUCCUUCAUCACGCUGUCCGUAGCAUCGGUACUCUUGCUCUCGUUGAUUUGCUUAUGCGUUGUGGGCACGAAAACAGUGGCGCACGACUACGACAUGGGCAAACCCUUGGGCUUCAGCUUCACGCGCCUGUGCAACAGUGGACGCGGUUCCAUCAUUCGGCCCAAUGUCGCUAUGGGUGAUGGCGUUGCAAUGCUGCGCUCACCUCAUGAUUGAGAUGCACAGGAUUGCACAGGCUCCUGAGAAGACCCAGAGGCGCAUAGCUCCAAAGAGAACAUUUCCCUAACAGUAG
Messenger RNA from Cladocopium goreaui, 2584 nucleotides. Lineage: Eukaryota; Dinophyceae; Suessiales; Symbiodiniaceae. The record is from the annotation of a GenBank genome assembly.